Corticium candelabrum is the source of this 1711-nucleotide messenger RNA. RefSeq names its product probable alpha-galactosidase. The transcript has 13 exons. Gene Ontology annotation, molecular function: hydrolase activity, hydrolyzing O-glycosyl compounds. The coding region runs from base 3 to 1601 and encodes 532 amino acids. Gene Ontology annotation, biological process: carbohydrate metabolic process. Lineage: Eukaryota; Metazoa; Porifera; Homoscleromorpha; Homosclerophorida; Plakinidae. The record is from RefSeq and is a predicted model, not a curated record.
GAAUGGGUGGUGCUAUCUCGUUUGUACUCGUUUGCCAUCUUUUCUUACACACAACGUUGGCUCUGGACAAUGGACUUGGAACAACUCCCGCCAUGGGCUACAACUCUUGGUACGACUUCGGUUGUAGCGGUUCUCUAAACGAGACAAACGUGAUGGCUACGGCUGAUUCUCUGGUCAACAGCGGACUCAGCAGACUGGGAUACGUUUACAUAAAUCUUGAUGAUUGCUGGGCAAGUGGACGUUACAGCAAUGGUACCGUCUAUCCGGACAGUAAACGAUUUCCCAGCGGCAUGAAAGCUCUUGCAGACUACAUUCACUCUAAAGGAUUAAAGUUUGGGGUUUACACUGACCGUGGAACUGCAACGUGUGGUGGUCGACCUGGCAGUCAAGAUCAUGAAGAAAUUGAUGCUAAGACUUAUGCAUACUGGGGAGUAGACUACGUCAAAGAGGACUCCUGUCAUGCUUCAGGAGAUCGCGAAUCUGCAUUCACACAGUACGCAAAAAUGCGAGAUUCAUUGAAUGCUACAGGCAGGCCUAUUUACUAUUCCCUGUGUGGCUGGAAUCGUUGGUAUGCUCCUAUUGGCUACAGUUUGGCUAAUAGUUGGCGAAUUGGGCCUGAUGACAGCAAUUGGGGAGCAAUAUUGAAGAAUAUUGAUAUCAAUGCAAAUUUAGCCAAUUAUGCUGGUCCAGGAGGAUGGAAUGAUCCAUGUCUGUUGCUGGGAGCAACUUACACUGGCAGUCUCAGAAUUACUGAAAUGCAGCAAAGGACUCAGUUUAACAUGUGGGCUGUGAUGGCAUCACCACUUCUUCUCAGCUCAAAUGUGAGGAAAAUAUCUUCUUUUGCUGUUGAAACCUACUCAAACAAGGACGUCAUUGCAGUUAAUCAGGACCCGAUUGGUCGACAAGGAAUUCGUCUGGCUGGCACCGAUUUAUCAUCUCAAACUCUUCCACCUGCUCAUGUGGCACCAUGCAACUCGUCUUCAACUUCUCAGCUAUGGGUGUGGGAUACAGACCUUAUUGGAAUGGUGUUUACUGGGAACGAGGAAAAGUGUUUGAAUGUCAAUAAUUGCGGCACUGAUGUUAUAUACUACCACUGUGUGAAGUCAGGAGGUACCUGUUGUGGUGCGAGUUGCUAUAAGAAUGAGUUGUGGACAUUAACGAAUUCUGGUCAGUUGAUAUCACAACUGACAAACAGCUGUGCAACCGUCAACUCUGACAACACCAUCAGUCUUCAAAAGUGUCAACCAGACCAACCAUCACAGAAAUGGUCGUACAGCAAUGAAACAGAGACAUUCGUGACGCCUAAUAAAAUGUGUCUUGAUGGCAACCCCGAGAUAUCUUCAGGUGGAACUAACGUAUGGGGUAGGGAGCUUGCAGAUGGUUCUUGGGCGUUGGUUUUUCUCAAUGCAGGAACAUCAGCAGCCAACAUUACGUGUGAUGCCACGUGCUUUACUUCCACAGGAUUUGACAGCAGCACUAAACUCUCAGUGACAGAUCUGUGGAUGCACACAGAGAAUGGCACUACAACAGGAGGAGGUUUCACUGCAAUGAAUGUGCCUGCUGAUGGUGGUUCUGUAAUGAUUAAAUUAACAAGACUUUAAUUGCAGCCUUUCUGUUUGUGACAUUUGUAUGGACGAUCAGUGUGCUUUCUAAUUUCUCAUUUUAAUGGUUCGAGUGUCAGUGUUGCAGCAUCAACAAUGUUACUGAUGUA